GGAGAGACGGAGAGAGAAGGAACCUGCGGGGUCCAUUUAACACCAGCAGAGUGCACUCCGCUCCACACGCGCUGGGUCACUUCUCGAGGAAGCAACGGGCUGGUUUCUCCCACUGCCUUUGCUGCACCUCCGAAACAUUUUAAAGGAUCGGGGUCCGUUUGAAGGACAACAGCGAAUCUCCUCUCAUGCCAGUGCGUGUUUAACGUUGGGAGGGAACAAAUCUCCACUGUUUCGUUUCGUUUUAACGAUUGAACACUGCAGUGUACAGUCCGACGUUUCACUUGGAUUUUAGGAGUGCAAGCGCGGUGUGCGCUCAUUCCCCUAACCAUGGAAUUAUGGAUAAAGUUGAUGGUGUUGUACGGUUUCUGUUUAGGGGCAAGUGCUGAGAAUGACGGCAGGUGGCCUCGGCAGAUGGCCUCGUCCAAUGGGCUGUGUCGCUACGGCGCCCGCAUCGACUGCUGCUGGGGAUGGACCCGGCGCUCCUGGGGCCACUGCCAACGCGUCUUCGCUCUAACCCACAGAGUAGUCGGGAGAAUACGGUGUCCGCCACAAGCUCUGUGCCAGCACGGGUGUAAGCAUGGAGACUGCGUAGGACCCAGCAAAUGCAAGUGUCACCCCGGCUUCACUGGAAAAACCUGCAAUCAAGAAGAGGAACUGGACUAUGUAACCCCCCUAACAUGGGACAGUCACCCCCCUAUCUUUCUUCCUGUGGACCACCAGCCUCCAGCAGGGGUGUUGAUGGAGGACCUGAACGAGUGUGGUCUGAAGCCCCGGCCGUGCAAACACAGGUGCAUGAACACAUACGGCAGCUACAAGUGCUACUGCCUCAAUGGCUAUAUGCUGAUGCCUGACGGGACAUGUGGAAAUACCCGUACCUGUGGUAUGGCCAACUGCCAGUAUGGCUGUGAGGUGCUGAAGGGAGAGGUGCGCUGUCAGUGCCCGUCGCCAGGGCUUCAGCUGGCGCCGGAUGGAAGAACCUGUGUGGACGUGGACGAGUGUGCGACCGGCAUGGCCACGUGUCCCCGGUUCCGUAAGUGCGUCAACACAUUCGGGAGUUACAUCUGCAAGUGUCACGAGGGCUUCGACCUGCAAUACAUCAACGGGAAGUACCAGUGCGUAGAUGUGGAUGAGUGCUCCUCAGGCCAAAACCAAUGCAGCAGUUUCGCCACCUGCUAUAACACGCCUGGUUCCUACAAGUGCAAGUGCAAAGACGGCUACAGGGGGAUGGGCCAUGACUGCAAACCCAUUCCCAAGGUGGUCAUCGAUCCCCCCAGGUUCCCCCCGAACCACCACAACAUUAUCCCUGACUCGGACCACAAGAGGACCACCACCACGAUCCGACCACCCAUGACCGCCAAGAGAGUCGCCCCCACCGCCCCCAAAAGAACCACAACCACUCCCAAACCAACGACCAUGACCACAACUACUACUAGAGCACCUUCUACAACCACACUACCACCUCCCCCACCUCCUCCAAGGACGAUGCCCCCCGCCCCUCGUAAGCCAGUGGUCCCCACGAGACCACCAAUCAUACCCACCAGGAGACCCGCUGUAGUCACCCGUAAGCCCUAUGUGCCCCCACGGCGUCCCGCCAUCACCUCUCCACCGCCCCCCACCCGCAGGACCCCACCCUACGUGCCCACACGCCGCCCGCCUCCCCCAAAACAGCCCGAGCCGGUCACCCCAGUGGACAACACCAUCGAGAAGGAGGUCACCAAACAGAGAGGUGACGUCCACAUUCCACGUAACCAUGAUCACAACACCGUCUUGGGGGUCGACUUUGACAUUGAGCUGGGCAACACGGCCGACGAAGCGAAGGAUGACGCAGAGGCUGGCUACCUGAGCUGCUCCUUUGAUAACGGGCUUUGCGGUUGGAUCCGGGACAAGGAUGGCGACCUGCACUGGGAGACAACACCGGACCCAUCUGGUGGAAAAUACCUCACCAUCCCUGAGGUGAGCGACAAGAAGAGCGGGCGAGGGGCGCGCCUGGUCCUCCCGUUGACACCUCCCUGGAACGACGGUAACCUGUGUCUGUCGUUCCGCCACAAGCUGGCAGGUCACCAUGUGGGGAUGCUCCAGGUGUUUGUGAAGAAAGGGAAGCAGUACAGCCCGGCCGUGUGGGGAAGGACGGGGGGUAGCGGCUGGAGACAUACCCAGAUCACGCUGUGGGGCACGGGACUUGAGAGUGUGAUUCUGAAGGGCGAGCGCGGGCGUGGCCGGAGCGGAGAGAUGGCCGUGGAUGACAUCACCUUGAGAAAAGGUUCCUGCACCGAGGAGCACAAUCUGAGAAGACAUUAAUACACACAGCAGAGAGAGACAGAGAUGGAGAGAGAAAGAGAGAAAGAUAGAGCCCAGGGAGGAGCAGACUCUGAGAAGACAUUAAUACACACAGCAGAGAGAGACAGAGAUGGAGAGAGAAAGAGAGAAGAUAGAGCCCAGGGAGGAGCAGACUCUGAGAAGACAUUAAUACACAGCAGAGAGAGACAGAGAUGGAGAGAGAAAGAGAGAAGAUAGAGCCCAGGGAGGAGCACAAUCUGAGAAGACAUUAAUACACAGCAGAGAGAGACAGAGAUGGAGAGAGAAAGAGAGAAAGAUAGAGCCCAGGGAGGAGCAGACUCUGAGAAGACAUUAAUACACACAGCAGAGAGAGACAGAGAUGGAGAGAGAAAGAGAAGUGGAGAGAAGAUAGAGCCCAGGGAGGAGCAGACUCUGAUUGGACCCCCAUAGAGGGUCCAAGAGCACCUCUGGGAAGAAGGGGCAUUUCUCUCUGCCUGUCCACCAAUAAGAAGACCGCACCAAACCUGUCCACCAACAAGAGGACUGCAACAAACCUGUCCACCAAUAACUAGACUGCACCAAACCCUUCCACCAAUAAGAAGACUACCCCAAAUCACAGGGGAGAAAGAGGGUUCACCAUGUGAUCCCCCACCACCCCUACCCAACUCUCCAUCACCCGGUUCCUCACUAUUGACCUGUGCUUGCCCCUGGUAACCCUGGUAACGUCCCUGUGAGCACUGCCACCCAGCCAAUCACACCGCCCAAAGGCCUCCAUCGAUGUUUCAUCAUCUUUCAUAUUUUAGUCUGAAGCCAUAUCUGAUUGUUUGCUAUCCAUCAUUUAGAUUGUAUAACUGUUUUAACCUGCGUCGUGUUCAUUUGGGUACCAAACAGGGAAAAACUGACUGAAACAGGGAGGGACUACGAGGGCUUGUCCAAUAAGAAACAAUUAUUUACAUUUUCCAUUGCAGAGCAUUUUAAAACAUUUCCUGUUCUGUGCCCUAAUGAGCAGGACCAAGGGACAACAAGAGAAGACACCAACCUGUAAUGAUAAUGGGGAGAAUGAAAAAUCCAAACCCUGCUCCGUUUAUUUAGACAAAUCAAAUUCUGUAAAACUAGUGCUGAGGCACUCGUAUGUUACUAUUGCUACAACCGUAUGCAAGUUCACAUAAUAAGCCAUUAUUAUCUGAAUUCUGAAUUUUAAGAUUGACCGUGAUUUCUCUCUAUGUGCUUUGUUCUAUUAAGUGCAAGUUGGUUGUACUGGCGAUGACAGUAUCAACGAUUUCUGGCUCUCACCCAGUGUAUUAUUGUAAAUGUAGUCGUGUGUACAUAUUCUAGAACACUUUCAUGCUCAUAUUAAGCUGUGUGGUUUAUACGUUUAUGUAAAUUCAGACUUAUGUAUUAAUUGGAGUGGAAAAAUGUAUGGUUUUCGUUUGUUUCUAUAAUUCAAGAUCAAUAUAUGGAUAAACAUUUGAACCUUGUGGGAAUACAAGGCUGUUUACAGUACAUAAAUGAUCAUAUCUGUUCAUGCUUUAUGUUGAAUUACUAGAUCGCUUCCUCAGUAGUUUUGUAACGUUUAGCAGUACACAGUUGCAUUAUUGUGCCAUCUGCCAUAAUGAAGGUUCUGAUCUGUUGGAAAUUCAAACUGUACUAUAUGCAUGGAUCAGUUCACCAAAUUCUCAUAAUAUACUCAGCCAAUGAUGUAAAUAAAAGGACAUUGACUGAUA
Messenger RNA from Oncorhynchus masou masou (cherry salmon), 4001 nucleotides. Its product is annotated as nephronectin-like. Gene Ontology annotation, cellular component: membrane. NCBI's taxonomy places the organism in Eukaryota, Metazoa, Chordata, Actinopteri, Salmoniformes, Salmonidae. The record is from RefSeq and is a predicted model, not a curated record. Gene Ontology annotation, molecular function: calcium ion binding.